Molecule: messenger RNA, 1182 nt
Organism: Prorocentrum cordatum
Lineage: Eukaryota; Dinophyceae; Prorocentrales; Prorocentraceae
Source: the annotation of a GenBank genome assembly
AUGACGGUGCUCGGCGCUUCCAUUCCAAAGGAGGCGGCCACGGUGAUUGGAGAUAUGAAGUCGGCCGCUCAGUCCCUGGCUCAGUCGUUCAAGGACAAACGUGUGACGAUCUCCGACAAGACUAAGUUGAGCAUGGGCAUUCCCGUCACCCACACCCCGUCGGCUGUCGACCUGGGAGUUGACGCAACUGGUGCUCGACGUCGGGCUCGACCUAAGUUUCGUUCUCGGGUGGCUAGGGCUUCUGCGCGCCAGGGCAAGAUCCAGAAGCUGCGGCGGCUUGCUGGAAGCCACAAGGUUGGCUGGGAGCCCUUGGAAGCCACCCGUUGGCGUCGUGCAGGCGCUGAGGGGCCAGAGGACUACACGUUCCUCUCUUUCGGCGAGGCUGGCUACAGUGACACCGUCUUGGAGGAUUUCAGCGAGCUCUUGGCGGACUUUGAGCAUGACUGCCGUGCUGCUGCCUGGCGAUUGGCUGCCAAGCAUCCUGAUGGUGAACAGCUCGCUGACGGAGCAGAUCUGCAUGGGAUACAACGUGAAUUGGAUGCCUUCGCCAAGAGCGGCGCCAUGGACAUGUGGGGUGCGACGGUCUCGGUCAUAGCAGGAGGCCAGUGGGCGCAGCAGAGGCAGCACGAGGCAGGGUACCAGGUCAAGUCCAAGCUGGCCAGGGCCUUGGACUCCUCGUCGCACCGCCUGUCGCAGUGCAGCAAUCGUUGGAUGUGCUCUGGCUGUUUGCAGAUUGUGCCACGGACGAAGCUCCUGGAGUUCGCGGUUGGAGGCGUGGCCCUGCAUCCCUCUCAUGCUCUCCGGGAGUGGUCCCGAUACGGUCUCAAGUUCUGUGCUGUGUGCGGUUUCGCGGCUGCUGCUGACGGCCGCAACCUGGCCAACCCGACUGUCUGCGGUGGCGACGGGCACACUGAAGCCGUGCAGAUCGAGUACGACCCAAGCCGGGUCGACUACAGGGACCUGCUGAACGUGUACUUCAACAACUGCAAAGGAGACUACCGUAAUCGCGGGAAGGCGCAGUACAAGAAUGCCAUAUGGUACCACAGCGAGGAGCAGAGGGAGAAGGCCCUGGCGGCUGCCGAGGACCUAGACAAGGGCAAGCUUGGCAAGCUGGAGAUCAAUGAGGCGCAGCCGUGGUUCGACGCCGAGGCAUACCAUCAAAAGUAUCUGGCGCGCCGGUAG